AUGAUCACCCUUUAUCGCUGGCUAGUGAUGUUGGCCGUACUGUCGAUCGCGCUUAGUGACGGUGCUGCCCCGGAGCAUGACGUUGUCAAGAGCCGCCAGAAACGUAUCGUGUUCCCACUUAACGCUGCUAUCGGUAUCAUUUUUGCCAUUGCCGUACCGCUAGGCAUACCGAGCAGGAACAUCUUUAUGUCGUACAAUUUUGAGGGCAACUACAACAGUCCGCAAGAUGCCAACGUCUUCACCGAGGGGUUCGGUAACUACAUAAAAGGUAUCGUGGAACCACUCACCGCACCAUCCGCCCCGGUAGAGCAGUAUGGUAUUAGAAAGCGAAGUGCGCAAGAGGGUGUGACUCUGCCCAAGAUCACACCGCAAGUUACACGAAGGCAGAUGUACAAAAUGCUCCAGAAACAGCUUCAGGGCCAACACUAUCAUGGAAAGAAAUGUCUGAAGCGCAUGAUUUGUGAAGCGGCAUUGCAUCCCUUCAGUGAAGCUAAUGGCGUUGUUGGAGACAUAAUGCAGAUACUGUUAAGUCCCUCGACUUCAAUGGAUGAAUUGCUGCCGAAGGAGUAUUUAAUCGCGGAAAUUGCCGGACAGAAUGGAUCGUGCGACGAGUAUCGAAAAGACUGCCCAAAGGAUCCGCUUGAGAUUGUUAGUGUUUUGUUUGAAUAA
Anopheles coluzzii is the source of this 669-nucleotide messenger RNA. RefSeq lists its product as uncharacterized. The coding region runs from base 1 to 669 and encodes 222 amino acids. NCBI's taxonomy places the organism in Eukaryota, Metazoa, Arthropoda, Insecta, Diptera, Culicidae. The transcript is spliced from 5 exons. The record is from RefSeq and is a predicted model, not a curated record.